CGUUCGUCCUAGCACCCUGAAAGUACUGCGUGAAGUGAGUGCUUGGAGGAGGAGCUGUCAAAGUUGGAGUGUGGGAAGAAAAGGAAAGGAAAGAAAAAAAAGGAAAGGAGAAGAAGAAGAAGUAAUGCGACUUUCUGGACGUCCAAGAAGUGGAGAACAACGCCGCUUUUCCUCGGUAGCCUCGUUUAUCCCAAAGACGAUGGCCGUCCGCCUGGUGGACUGGCUGACUCUCACCUCUCUGCUCUUCCUGGGCUCCUCGGUUCUGGCGGAAAAGAAAGUGUGCCAAGGCAUCACCAACCGUUUAAACCUGCUGGGGUCCAAAGAGGACCACUACUUGAACAUGGUCAAGACAUACAGCAACUGCACCGUGGUUCUGGAGAACCUUGAGGUCACAUACAUGGAGGAGCACCGCGACUUGUCCUUCCUCAGGACAAUAGAAGAAGUGGGUGGUUACGUCCUCAUCGCCCUGAACACAGCCUCCAAGAUUCCACUGGACAACCUUCGCAUCAUCCGUGGUCACUCGCUGUACGAUGGAGGCUUCGCCCUCACUGUGCUGGCUAACAAAGCCUCAAGUCAGGGCACCAGCAAGCUCCUUCUCAACAGCCUUACAGAAAUUCUCAAAGGAGGAGUGAUGUUUCACAAGAACCAGCUGUGCAACGUGGAGACCAUCCAGUGGUACGACAUUGUAAAUGUGGACAAUAAACCCAAAAUGGAGCUGCCGGUGGCCAGCAAUAACCCACUUUGUAAACAAUGUCACUCAAGCUGCUUCAACGGAUCCUGUUGGGCACCUGGCCCCCAAAACUGUCAGACUUUAACCAGGUUGAACUGUGCACAGCAGUGCUCCAAGAGGUGCAAAGGACCUUCACCCAGUGACUGCUGCAAUGAGCACUGUGCUGCAGGAUGCACAGGACCCCGACCCACCGACUGUCUGGCCUGUCGGGACUUCCAGGACGACGGGGUGUGCAAGGACUCCUGCCCGGGCCUCAUGCGCUAUGACCCGAACCUGCACCAGCUGGUGCCUAACCCGCACGGAAAGUACAACUUCGGCGCCACCUGUGUCAAGAGCUGCCCACAUAACUACGUUGUGACCGACCACGGGGCGUGUGUGAGGACCUGCAGCGGCAACACUUAUGAGGUGGAGGAAGGCGGCAUCAGGAAGUGUGCCAAAUGUGAUGGACUGUGCCCCAAAGUGUGCAAUGGACUGGGCACAGGCCACCUGACACACACCCUGUCCAUCAAUGCCACCAACAUCGAUUCAUUCAAAAACUGCACCAAAAUCAAUGGCAACAUCGCGUUCAUCCACACGUCCAUUUACGGAGAUACGUACACCAAAACACCAAAGAUGGACCCCGCCCAGCUGGACGUGUUCAAGACAGUAAAAGAAAUAACAGGAUACUUGUGGAUCCAAACAUGGCCAUCAAGCAUGAACUCCCUCAGUCCUUUCGAGAACCUAGAAAUCAUCCGAGGACGAACCAAGCGAGGAAGCCGCAGUGUAGUUAUGACUCAACUGGAGAUCAGCUAUCUGGGAAUGCGAUCCCUCAAAGAAAUCAGCGACGGAGACGUGGUCAUCAUCAAGAACCAGAACCUCUGCUACACCGAGGGAAACCACUGGAAGGGGCUCUUUAAAUCUGAGACCCAGACUGCUAUUGUGGGUGAAAAUGCUGAUGCUGACACAUGCGCUCGGAGAAAUGAUACUUGUGAUCGAAAGUGCACUGCAGAUGGAUGCUGGGGUCCCGGCCCUGACAUGUGUUUUGCCUGCCGGGACUUCAGUCGCGACGGGAGCUGCGUGGACUCCUGCAACAUCCUAGAGGGGGAGCCGCGGGAGGCCGUCGUGAAGAAGACAUGCGCGGAUUGUCACCCAGAGUGCCAGCAUAUGAACGGAACAGCAACCUGCAGUGCUCCAGGUUCUGCCAACUGCACCAAGUGUGCCAACUUCAGGGAUGGACUCUUCUGCGUCGCCCGGUGUCCUCAAGGUGUGCCGGGUGAGGACGACGCUCUCGUGUGGAAAUACGCAGAUGAUUCAAAAGUGUGCCAGCUGUGUCACCCCAACUGCACCCAAGGGUGCAUGGGGCGCGGUCUCCAAGGCUGCCAGGGGAAAACCACUUCAGGCCUGUCCAUGAUUGCGGCGGGUGUGGUCGGUGGCCUUCUGGCAUUCCUGGUUGCAGCCCUGUCUGUGUUUGUGUUUCUACGUCGACGCCACAUCAAGAGAAAGAGGACCAUGCGCAGACUUCUACAGGAAAAGGAGUUGGUUGAACCUCUGACUCCAAGCGGCGAGGCACCCAACCAAGCACUGCUGCGCAUCUUGAAGGAACCCGAAUUCAAGAAAAUCAAAGUGCUGGGAUCAGGGGCUUUUGGUACAGUUUAUAAGGGCCUUUGGGUGCCAGAGGGAGAGGAUGUGAAAAUCCCUGUGGCCAUCAAGGUUUUGAGAGAAGCCGCAUCAUCCAAAGCCAACAAAGAUAUCUUGGACGAGGCGUACGUGAUGGCCAGUGUGGAACACCCACACGUGUGCCGCCUGCUGGGCAUCUGCCUGACCUCUACGGUGCAGCUUGUCACACAGCUGAUGCCCUUCGGCUGCCUGCUGGACUACGUCAAGGAGAAUAAGGACAGCAUCGGGUCGCAGUACCUGCUCAACUGGUGUGUGCAGAUUGCUAAGGGUAUGAACUACCUGGAGGAGCGCCACUUGGUCCACCGUGACUUGGCAGCCAGAAACGUCCUAGUGAAGACCCCUCAGCACGUCAAGAUCACAGACUUUGGCCUGGCCAAGCUGCUGAAUGCCGACGAGAAGGAGUACCACGCUGAUGGAGGAAAGGUACCCAUUAAGUGGAUGGCUCUGGAGUCCAUUCUAAACAGAACAUACACACACCAGAGUGACGUAUGGAGCUACGGUGUGACAGUGUGGGAGCUGAUGACAUUCGGGACCAAGCCGUAUGACGGCAUUCCGGCUAGUGAAAUAGCCAGCGUGCUGGAGAAAGGGGAGCGUCUGCCUCAGCCUCCAGUGUGCACCAUAGACGUCUAUAUGAUCAUGGUCAAAUGCUGGAUGAUCGAUGCAGACAGUCGACCACGUUUCAGAGAACUAAUAGCAGAGUUCACAAAAAUGGCGCGGGAUCCACCUCGUUAUCUUGUCAUCCAGGACGAUGAGAGCAUACAUGUGCAGAAUCCUCCCAACAAUAAAUUCUACCGCAGCCUGCUCAGCGGCGAGGACAUGGAAGACGCUAUUGACGCCGAUGAGUACCUCGUGCCGCAGCACGGCUUCUUCGCCAGCCAGAGCACGUCUCAAACACCACUGCUUCACUCCACCAGCCUGAACAGCAGCAUUGGAACAUGCUACAGCAGAAAUGGACUGCAGAAUGGAUUACCCAGCAGAGAUGGAAGCAUAGUUCUUCGUUACAUCCCAGACCCUACGGAUAAACUCUUAGACGAUGCCUUCCAGCCUGCUCCAGACUACAUGAACCAGAAUACGUCGUCAGACAUGAUGAACCCCGUCUACCCGCAGCCCGGUCCUCCCCGUGCCCUCCUCCCCACAAUCUCCUCGGAUGAUACUGAGGCCGAGUACCUGAACUGUUUCAAAAAUGGGCCCAACGGACCUGAGUACCUCAAUGAAUUUCCAUCCACCGGCGCUGUCAUGGCCCCGUUUACUUCCAACGGCGCGAUUGUUCACAAAUACAAGCCACAGAACAGCAUAGACAACCCCGAUUACCAGCACAGUUUCACACCCACCUUCAAGGCCCGCACUAACGGGCAUAUGCCGGCAGCAGAGAACACAGAGUACCUGGGCCCAGACUGACGGACCACUCAUAGUGGAGAACUGAAAAGAGAACGCUUUCCUUAGUGGUACCAUCAGAUAACAGGUGACAUUUUUGUACAGCUUUGCAUCACCUGUUGAGUUGUUUUCUUCUUAAAACCACAAACACACAAAGGACUUGGCUUGAAAGACCAAUGUGUGAAAGUGAAAAUCCCCCAUGACUAUGUGAGGAGAAGACCGGAAGUAAGGCAGAAGCAUCCGAAAAGGGAACUGAAAUGAGAAGCUCAAGCCAAAACUGACUUUGGCUUCACAUCUGACAACCACUCAAGACGGGACCGACUGUGACAAGGAGCCCUCCUGCCUGCCUGGCUCUGAUGGGAACUCUUAGGAGUCCAAUGCUGGACUGACUCUUUCCUAAUGAGGACACAAGAUUUACAGAAUGAAUGAAUUGUCCAUUUUUAAGGGGGAAAACUGGUGAACUGCAUUGAAAUAUCUCACAUUUAUACUUUAAGAAAUUGUCUCAAAAUGAGAGGAAGUUUAAUACUAUGCAAACGAUUACAGUGGAAAGUUCCAAACCUGCAGCACUUGUGCAACACUAAGGCUGCAUUCACACUGUUUUUUUGGUGCGGUUCACUUAGUGUUAACACUGGCAUUUUUGUCAUGGCACCAGAGGCUACACAGUAAAGAACAUAUGCAUAAAGUAAGGAAUUGAUUGGGCAGCUUUUGUGACUUAUUACAGGGAGUAGCUCAAAUAGUCCAAACCAAAAUGCCAUCUGUGGUUUGAAUACACGGGUUAUUUUUAUUUUCUGCUAUAUUUACCACCCUAGAUUUUGCAAAAAGCUACUAAAAUAUAAGUUUCAAAAGAUUGUGACACACUCACACGGGAGGGGGGCAGAACAAAGAGACAGCACCUCUUCUCUUACAUAUUUGUCAUUUCUGCAUGUUUUUGCUGCCAUUUUAACACUACUCCAUUGUCUUUCAUCCGUGUAAUGUUCACAUUUGACCUCAAGUGAAGCGAACUGCACCAGAGUUCACUUGCAAGCAGAACGAGACCCAUCUCUCAAGCGGACUCGACCCACAUAUUUGGUGCACCCCAAGAUUUGGAUGAUGAUGUUUACAUUUGACCAAAUGAACCAUACUAGCAGAGCAAACGCACCAGAGUUCCUUUUAACCGAACCAAACAUGACAAGUGUGAACACAACCUUAUUGUGUCCUGUCCCUGUGGAUACAUUGAAUUUAUACUCAUUGUGUCUUAUUUGUGUGUGCAGAUCAGAGUGGAUGGUGACAUUGUAUGUGUCUAUGACACCACUUGAGAUCUCAACAUAGGCCAAAAUCUUCCAUUUUGAAAAAUUGUGGACAUCUUUACCAAAGUAGUUGACAGAUUCCCCCACUAGGCAGAGUAACCACACUGCAAAAACUGAAGUCUAAGUAAGAUGAAAUAACUGAAAUCAAGUCAAAAAUACUUAUUUUGGAUUAAAAAGAUAUAUAUACAAUGUAAUAUACAAUGUAAAAGAUAUACAGUGUUCAACCAAUGUGCUUAUCUUAAGUAAUAUGUGCUAAAAUCUGAGCUGUAUUACUUAGAGUAAGCAAAAUAACCUGCCAAUAUUGGUAAUUGUUACACUAAGGAACAUCAUGUUGACACUUGCACAAUUCAACAUGUCCAAAAAGGAGUAGGAAGGAGCAGAUAUUUUUCAACCCUACAACGUCUUGCCAAUGGUACACUGAGUUACCAAAACACUUCCAUCCAUCAAUCCAUCCAUUUUCUAUGCCGCUUAUCCUCACAAGGGUCGCGGGUAUGCUGGGGCCUAUCCCAGCUGACAUCAGGUGAGAGGCGGGGUGCACCCUGGACUGGUCGCCAGCCAAUUGCAGUACCAAAACACUUGAAAGGAGUAAAACAGUGUUUUAGUCUCACAUAGAAAGUAAUUUUAAAAAAAUCAUAUUCAUCCAAAAAUAAGCACGUUUGAGGUUGAUUUAAUUGAUUUAAUCAUGCUUAUAUUUCAUUUUUUGCCGUUUACAAUCUUACUGUAAACGCUCUAAUUGUAUUCCCAAAGAGGACAGGGACAGAAGCUCAAGAACUCAGCUUAUUUUUUAAACUUUGAUUUGAUUUGGAGUGCAUGAAAAAGUGGAAAGGUAAACAAAGCUCUUUUUGAACAAAUAUAUUGCAGAACACAACAGCGACAUAACCGAUGUUGUAAUAGCAGCAAGGAGCAAACUGCUUAGCCAGUAUUAAUACCACUGAUGAGUUCAUGGUAAACAACAGUACUACAACUGUAACAAAUGCAACGCAUGGCAUUUUAAAGUGUUCAUACAGGUACAGUAGAUAAAGAUGCUGGACACAUGUGAUGCCAGUGUUUUUUCAACCAGCUCUUAUUGGAGACCCCAGUGUUCUUUGGCUUUUAUUGACCACGCACCUGGCAACUACUGUAUAAGAGAUUUGGCGGGUAAUUGCAUAGUAACUUUAAUUGGAGCAUUUACAGCAAUUGUGCUUUCAUCCACUUGUGUAAGAUGUCCGGUAGAAUGCAUGGUGGUCAUCUACGACGUGUAUUUAUUGUUUAUGUUAAUUAGGAGAGCAAGUCAAAACCAGCCCAAACUUCCAAAAACAUUCCUCUUUGUGGAACAGAUUCCAGGUCGUAUGUGACGAUUUACCCAAACUACUGUAGUAUUUCCCUGUGAUUGUAUAUCAUAUUUAGUGUACAGUAUAGUUCUUCCCGGGCUGUAUAGACACUGUAGCUCCCAGUGCUUCCUCCGUGCAAGAGAGUGUUAACUAUGAUAUUCCUAGUUUUAAAGGAAUGCACUAAUGUAGCAACCUGUUGAUGCCUAUACUUUUGCAAACGUGACACAGGUACAUGUACAGGUAUGUAACCAUAAUGCUGUGAUAGAUGAUAUAUAGUCUGCUGUAAUAUGCAGUAUAUAC
Molecule: messenger RNA, 6656 nt
Organism: Dunckerocampus dactyliophorus (ringed pipefish)
Lineage: Eukaryota; Metazoa; Chordata; Actinopteri; Syngnathiformes; Syngnathidae
Gene: egfra
Product: epidermal growth factor receptor a (erythroblastic leukemia viral (v-erb-b) oncogene homolog, avian)
Exons: 28
Coding region: 125-3784 (1219 amino acids)
Biological process (GO): cell differentiation; cell surface receptor protein tyrosine kinase signaling pathway; positive regulation of epithelial cell proliferation
Cellular component (GO): basal plasma membrane; signaling receptor complex
Molecular function (GO): epidermal growth factor binding; epidermal growth factor receptor activity; ATP binding
Source: RefSeq, a predicted model, not a curated record